Molecule: messenger RNA, 1795 nt
Organism: Manihot esculenta (cassava)
Lineage: Eukaryota; Viridiplantae; Streptophyta; Magnoliopsida; Malpighiales; Euphorbiaceae
Product: polyubiquitin
Exons: 2
Coding region: 729-1694 (321 amino acids)
Biological process (GO): protein ubiquitination; modification-dependent protein catabolic process
Cellular component (GO): cytoplasm; nucleus
Molecular function (GO): protein tag activity; ubiquitin protein ligase binding
Source: RefSeq, a predicted model, not a curated record
UCGUCAAGCUAGUUGGAAAGGCCGGCGCACUAUAUAAAAUCUCACUCUCUGAGAGUAACCUUUCUUGCUAAGGUAUGCCGAUUGACUGAUCAAGGAAAGAGAACUAGAGGGAUAACAACCAAACACUCAUGGCGCUGAUGAUGGCAAGAUCAGAUCAAAAGCAUCAACAACAGCAACACAACACAAGAUCUCGAUCUCAAUACCUUAACGAACUUCGACAAGGACAAGACAGAAGUAGAGUUCAGAGAUUGGAGCAAUCCACCAGAGGGGCAUUGUAAACGUUACUGAGCUAACCAUCCGAGGCGCGUCCUUGGAAUAAGAGCUUCUCUGACCUCCCGAAGCAAGGAUAGCGCUGAGAAAUUGGGACCAUAGAGGCCGAUGAACUUGCAUGCAAGACGAACUAAACAUCCAAGACAAGAAAAAGAACACAAGAAUCGCAGAUCUAUAGAUCCUUUGCCCAUUCAAUGCCGGAUCUGCUAUUCCCAAACCGAGAAAAGCAAGAAAUAAAAACAACCGUUGAGAAGUGGGGAGGAUACCCACACUCUGGGCGAUAAGGAAGAAGCUACCCUUCCUGGCCGUAGGGGAGGAGACUAAGUUCCAAAAACCAGAAAAGAUUUUUCCUUUGAGCGAUGAGGAAGAAGCUACCACUUCCUGGGCCGUAGAGGAGGAGACUAAGUUCCAAAAACCAGAAAAUAUUCAGAGGAAAAAUCCCGUGCGCCAAUUUAGCCAUGGACGCUUCCUCUUCUCUGACUCCGUCGUCCCAAUCCGACUCAACCCAACAAGAUGAACAGAUGGAUCUUUACUUGAAGAUUGUAAAAACAGUAUGUUUAAAUUUAAAGGGGUCUGAGACAAUUAAAACUUUAAAAGAGCUGAUUGAGGAGAAGGAAGGCAUUGGUGAAAAGAAUCAGGAUCUAUUCUUUGACGGCAAUCUACUCAGAGAUGGUCAAAGGCUAGUUGAUUGUGGUGUUCGGAGGAACUGCACUCUUCAUCUUAUUGUCCAAAAUCCUGUUAUAAUCAAAUUAUUGGUCAAAAUACCAUCUGAUCCGAGAAUUAUCAUGGUGGAAGCAAAAACUUGUGAUACUAUCCACAAUGUCAAAUUGAUGAUUCAGUCAAAGGAGGGGAUUCUGUCAGAUAACUUCACUCUUGUCCAUGAUGGACAUCUACUCGAAGAUGAAAGUACUCUGGCCUCCCUCAAUAUACGGAGCAAUUCAAAUAUUCAUUUGGUUUUUUGUCAGAAAGAAGUGCCAUCUAUUUUUGUGAAAGCACCUAAUAAAGAUACCGUGCAACUCAGAGUUAAAGUUAUGUUUACUGUUGAUGAUAUCAAAGCGAUUUGUGGUAGCAUCAUUGGUGUUUCAGUCAGUGGGUGUAAUAUGUUUUGUGCUGCAAAACGGCUUGAGGGUUCCAAAACCCUGGCCUUUUAUGAUAUCAAAGAAGGAUCUCUGUUGGAGCUAUUACCUUCUUCAAUGCAGAUAUUUGUUAAGACUUGGAUUGGAAAAACCCUAGUCCUUGAUGUGAAGGAACAUGAUACUGUGAAGCAUAUCAAGCAACAGAUUUUUCAGAAGUUGAAGAUCCCCAUUGACAUUCAGAGUAUUGUUUAUGUUGGAAGACGGCUUGAGAAUGACCGGGAUCUGGCAAGUUAUGGCAUCCAGAGGCACUCUACUCUGCAUAUGGGAUAUGUUGUAAAAUCAGUUUAGAUUUUAAAAGAUUUUGUGAUUAUUGAAGAUUUUAUAUUAGUCGAAGAUUUUUUUGGGUUUGAUAUUUAAAUCUAAUAUUAAAUCUGACUGUUAUGAUUUUA